CACGCAGUUAAGUUGCUAAAGCUGCUGCUUACUCGGAAUGUCUCUUGUCAUGCUCCGGUUGGAACGUUGUUUUGACGAAGUCAGGGCGAAAUAUGAUGGUUUAAAUUGACCCGUUAAAUUCUGAUAUGACAUCAGACUUUGUAACGUAAACACGUCGGCGCUUGUGAAGAAACCACGAUUCGCGAGGCAGUUGCUGACCAAGAGUUAGCAUAACAAAUCAGAAGCUAGUUUGCGUUUCGUUGUCACAGUCUCUUGGAAUUUGAUCUCCUCGUCUAAGCGUUAGACUUUGACGCUAGGUCUAGUCUUGGACUAGGUUCGAGGAGGAUGAACUGGCUUUUCUCCCAUUCUAAAGGUUCAGGACCUUUGCCUCCCCUAAACAGCCUCCAGCAACAAAGACAGCGCCAGAUCGACUCCUUGAAAGAUGCCCACCCCAGUCUUGCAGAAAUCCAGAAAGAUGUUGAGUACAGGAUUCCCUUCACCAUCAACAACUCGACCUUGACCGUCAACGUACUGCUGCCUCCACAGUUCCCACAAGAGAAGCCCACAGUCAGUGUCUACCCUCCUGUCGGUCACCAUUUGGUGGACAGCAAUAAUGGCACAAUCAUUACCAGCCCUCUAAUCACCAACUUUGGGAUGCACUCAGAUCUUGGGAAAGUGAUUCAGAGCCUGUUGGAUGAAUUCUGGAAGAGUCCUCCUGCAUUAAUGUCAUCUGGUCCCUCGGGCUUUCCGUACAUGUACAAGCCACCAGGCAUCCCACCCUAUCCUACUCAGGGUUUCCACUAUGCUCCUCGCCAUGUCGGCCCAAGUCAGACGCCUCCACCUGCUCCUCCACACCCUGCGGCGGACGGGGUUCACGUUCCUCCACGAGCUCCACCUUCUUAUGGCCUCAUGACUGACCUAGCCCUUCCUACUGGAGACACACAGCUUGGAUUAAACGGACACAUAUACAAGAUGCCUGAAAUUCCUGAAUCGUUUCCUGACCUCUGUGAAUUAAAUCUCAGUCAGUUGUCGGAGAUGUCGGAGAAUGAGGGCGUUCUCCUGGAGUUCUUUGUCACUUUACCACAACUCAAACAAAUAACCAACGACAAAGAAGAGUUGCUCACGAAUAUUGUGUCUCUGGCAAAGAAUAACCUACAGAUGGAGCCUCAGCUUGAAGGAAAGCGACAGGAAAUGCUCUACAAGUAUGAGCAGCUCACACAGAUGAAGUCAACUUUUGAGUCCAAGAUGCAAAGACAGCAUGAGCUCAGUGAGAGCUGCAGCCUCAGCACCUUGCAGGCUCGACUAAAGGUUGCCGCUCACCAGGCGGAGGAGGAGUCAGAGGAAACAGCGGAAAACUUCCUAGAAGGCCGCACUGACAUUGACGAGUUCCUGACCAGCUUCAUGGACAAAAGAACGCUCUGCCACAGCAGAAGAGCUAAAGAAGAGAAGUUGCAACAGUCUAUCAACGCAUACGAGCAGUUUUCCAGCAGCCACUAGAGGAAAAAAGGCUGCUGAAGAUGGUUUGAUGCUUGCACCUCCUUCUUAAGGAUGGAUACGAGGAAGAAAAGCACACCAGGGCAACAAGGGGCACUUUGUAAACAAAGAACACUGAAAAACGAUUGAUGCUGACUCUGAGACUCUGGAGGAGGAGAUGUGGCCGAUGCGCCUUGGAGCUGCGCCACGACAACUAGGAUCCAUUGCAUCAGUAUUGUCUAUUGCACAUGCUGUUGGUUUCUUGGCAACGAUUUGCUUGCUGUUUGCAUAGUGUUUUGAAAGUACACUUGAAAUGGAGCAGCCAUGCUAGAACAGUAUUCACACCUUCACUUUCUUUGGGGAAAUACCCACAUUUAUUUUAUCAGAUUUACAUUUUGCAUUGCAAUUGGACGUGUACAUUCAGAUGUCAAGUAAAGGUAACCUUUUGUUCACCUGUGAAGGUUGUAGUGCGGCUUCAGUUCAUUCAGAAAAUCAUGCGAAAAGCAGAGGAGCCCAGUUUUGACUGGUAUAUUUGUAUUUAAACCAGCAUUCAGGCUUUUUCAUUUCCAACUUUUUUUUGUCUGUCUUAGAUAACUAGUACAAACAUCUCACUAGUGCUGAGACGGGGGCGUCAUCAUCAUGUCGAUCAUGAAUCGUGAAUAUUGCUAUGCUUCUUUUCUUUAAAGGAUACAGUCCAUGUCUAAGUUACUUUGUUAGUACAACCCAUUUGUUUUGCUGGUGAAAUAUUGAAUUUCUUUUGCUUGGAUUUCAUUCAAGGUAUUGACGUGCUGUCACAGUCACAUGAUCAUGACAGAGCUCCAACCCGGCACUCUUUGAUCUUCUGUUGGUGUUGAUCAAAGGCAAAAGUGAAUUGGUUUGAGUUGAACUACUGUAAUUAAAUAAUGUUUAUAAUGGGGUUUAUUGUACUCAAAGAUGCCCAAACUCUGUAUUAUAUGUUAUUAUUUAAUUUGUUUAGAGUAAUA
Messenger RNA from Synchiropus splendidus (mandarinfish), 2435 nucleotides. Its product is annotated as vacuolar protein sorting-associated protein 37A-like. NCBI's taxonomy places the organism in Eukaryota, Metazoa, Chordata, Actinopteri, Syngnathiformes, Callionymidae. Gene Ontology annotation, cellular component: ESCRT I complex. The coding region runs from base 325 to 1476 and encodes 383 amino acids. The transcript has 12 exons. Gene Ontology annotation, biological process: protein targeting to vacuole; protein targeting to membrane; ubiquitin-dependent protein catabolic process via the multivesicular body sorting pathway. The record is from RefSeq and is a predicted model, not a curated record.